GUGAAACGAGUAGCGAUCAGCAGGAGAAGAGGAUGUGGGAACAAAGAUCGGCACCUGAGCGAAAACAAACGCCGCUCGGAGACGGGUGUCUAUCUCCUAACAUAAACGUUUACAUUCUCCUGAAACUGUAAAACCCCCAUAAAACUGUUAAACUUGAAGAAUCUCGGCUUCUCCCUCCUGGCUAUGUCCAACAGACACCAUGACGGAUCCAGCGGUGGCUGCCUCAUAGGAGCGACAAUGCUCGGGCCUGUCACAACCGGCUUUUCCACAGUGUUUCCGUCACAUCAGUGACCAUGGACGUCAGAGCAGUGCUGGAGUUUGCCACGGUCACCAGGGGCAUCUCGCUGUUUUUGCAAGCGGUCUUGAACGCCGCCAUCCCCGACCAUGAAGCUGAUGCGUUCACGCCACCGCGGACAGAGGAGCCUCUGUACCUGGACCCAGCGGUCGAGUGGUUACUGGGCGGCCUCUCUCACUGGGACGCCGAGCACUUCCUCUUCAUCGCCGAGAGGGGAUACCUCUACGAACACAACUUCGCUUUCUUCCCCCUCUUCCCCGUGGUGCUCCGCGGCCUGGCGGAGACGCUGCUGUGGCCCCUGAGCGGCUGGCUGAGCGUGCGGGGGCGCCUGCUGUUGGCCGUGGCUCUGGGGAACAGCGCCCUCUUCCUGCUGAGCGUGGUAGCCCUGUACGCGCUCAGUAAGAUCGUCCUGCAGGACCGACGCCUCGCCCUGCUCUCCAGCCUCCUCUACUGCAUCACACCUGCCAACGUGUUCAUGACCGCCGGGUACUCGGAGAGCCUGUUUGCCGCCCUCACGUUCGGUGGCCUGUUCCUCCUGGAGAAGGGCUUCACCCUGCGAGCCUGCUUGGCCCUCAGCAUAGCCACUGCGGCGCGAUCCAAUGGACUCGUCAACAUAGGGUUUCUACUGUAUCUGCCGUCACGGCACGCCAUCUCUCAGAUCCGCGUGUAUCGCACGACAACAAAAGGCCACAUUAAAGUCUUCCACUACGCUUGGGUCGUCGUACGUCUCCUGCUCACCUCCCUCCUGGGAACUGCGAUCAUCGCCCUUCCCUUCUGUGCUUUCCAGUACUAUGGGUAUAGGACGUUUUGCACACCGUCCGUCUCCCUGGAGCGGAUCCCUCCAGCUCUUCUUUCACUGGCUGAACGGAAGGGCUAUCGGGUUCCAGAUGAAAAUGGUCCACCACCCCUCUGGUGCAUGAGACCCCUCCCGCUACUUUACUCUCACAUCCAGGAUGUGUACUGGGACCUGGGCUUCCUCCGUUACUUUGAGCUGAAGCAGAUACCAAACUUUAUCUUGGCACUACCUAUGGCUACCCUCGGCAUCAUGGCAGCGUAUGCUUAUUUUCUAGCUAAUCCAGAACUGUGUGUGAGACUUGGACUGUGGGAGACGGGUGCAGCUAAAUGGCUCGACAAAGCCACACCGGGAAUGUUCAACCCCAGAGUGUUUGUGUAUAUUGUGCAUUCUACAGCACUCCUUGUGUUUGGAACUUUGUGCAUGCAUGUGCAGGUUCUAACCAGAUUCUUGGCCUCCUCGUCUCCUGUGCCGUUCUGGAUCAGUGCUCAUCUUCUCCUCCUCAACGAGCCACUUCUUCACCGGAGGAAAACGUCGAACCCCAACGUGCAGCUACAGACAUAUUUUGGAAAUGGAUGCAAACACACACUUCAGAACCCCAUCAUUGCACUGCUGCCACAUUUUAAAACCUGUUCGACCACAACACAGAGCAUCCUGGGAUACUUCCUCUCCUACUGGGUGCUGGGGCUCGCUCUGCAUUGUAACUUCUUGCCAUGGACUUGACUUCUGACACUACUCUGAGCUUUAAAUGCAAUAUUUCUGUGUAUGACUGGGUUAUUUACCAUAUUUUAAAUUACACAAAUCCACACACGGGUGUUUUUAAAAAAAAAAAGGAUCAUCAGGAAUUGUCCAAUUGUUCUCUGCAAUAUUGCAUUACAAAUAGAUUAUGAUGAAAAUAAAAGAAUACCUGGUGGCAAAAUUCGGUGAAUGUCAUUUAUUUAAAAAAAUUCAUGUAUGCACAUCCAAAGUACAAAAACCAAACGCUUUACCUCAUGUUUAGGUUAUGUUGCCUAGUCCUACAUAGAACUUCCUGACAUGAUUACAUUUCCAAUGCUUAUUUAUUCAUGCAGUAGUCAAAGAAUUCAAUUUCUACAUCUUGGUCAAAUGUGUGUGUGUGUGUAUAGUCGCUUUGUUCUUUUGUUGUAAAUCCUGGGAAAACAAUGGUGGGUUUUUUUUUUAAUUAUUAUGUUCUUGCAGAAGCAUUCAGAUUUUAUGCACUUUGUUUAAUUUUGCAAUGCAUGUUUGGAAUAAUUAUUCCAAGUUAUAGUCUUGGACUUUUGGAUGUGAAUGGAAAAAAUAAAAAUAAAUAAAAUGGUUGGUGUAAAAAG
Scophthalmus maximus (turbot) is the source of this 2416-nucleotide messenger RNA. It is a transcript of the gene pigv, whose product is annotated as phosphatidylinositol glycan anchor biosynthesis, class V. Lineage: Eukaryota; Metazoa; Chordata; Actinopteri; Pleuronectiformes; Scophthalmidae. Gene Ontology annotation, molecular function: GPI mannosyltransferase activity; alpha-1,6-mannosyltransferase activity. Gene Ontology annotation, cellular component: mannosyltransferase complex; endoplasmic reticulum membrane. The record is from RefSeq and is a predicted model, not a curated record. Gene Ontology annotation, biological process: GPI anchor biosynthetic process. The transcript is spliced from 3 exons. Bases 294 to 1811 code for a protein of 505 amino acids.